AACUGCGGAACGUUCCAAUAUCCGAAGAUUGAACUUCAAUACGUUUAACUUCGGAACGUUACAGUAUCCACGUACCACUAUCCGAAGUUAAACUUCGGCUUAUGUUUGUAGAAUCUCCAAAGGCUGUGCCUUAUCCCAUGAAAGCUUUUCCGCUACUUAGUUUAGUUUUACCGUUGUGGGAGUUAGACAUUUUGUAUAAUGCUUUUAGUUUAGCGAUAAUAGACUAAUGUUCAUCUAGUGUUAAGCAAAAUAAGUUUUUGUUUUUGUUACAUCUAGUCAGUAAAUUCCAGGUUUAUGAGCGAGACCAAUAUUUAAUAUUAUAUUCUUGACCUUUUCAUUUGAUAUGUUUAGUUGUUACAAGUGCAACUUAGGGUUAAGUGAUGUUUUUGACAUUUGUUACUUUUUGCUUGAUUUUAAGAUUGUUUUAAAAUGUUUUGGCUUUGUUUCUAAUAUACAUUUUAUUAAUUAAUAAUGAUUUUAGGAUGCUGAUAUCGUAAUGAGUGCGUAUCAAAUGAUUACAUACUUGAGUUCGUCGUUGAGGGAUGUUUACGAAUCUAAUUCUGUAAAAAAUCGUCUGUGGUCGCUCAUGCAACUCGCCCAAGUAGCGAGAGCCGAAAAGUAAUGUCGCUUAAAAACUGGAAGGGCGGAAAUCACGGCACCGUGCACUCGCCCCACGCUUUCGCGUUGCCAUGUGCUCGCCCCUACACCUCCCCGAUGCUGUUGAUUCGACAUUAAGCUAUCAAUGAUAAAAAAUAUAUUUAUUUCCUAUAUUAACGUGCAUAAUAAAUGUUUUUAUAGAAAUACGGUGACAAACGAGCACACAGUCCACCUGAUGGUAAGUGGUUGCUGAGGACCAUAGACAUCUACAAUUCUUCUCGCUUGCGAAUCAAAAUGCAGAUUCGUUAUUAGCCUUGAGGACUAAGAUGGAAUGCCUAUUUUCCAGUAAAAAGGGUCUCCGGUUCUCUACACUAACCAUACGAAACACAGCAGCAUUAAGGUGCUAUUUUACGCUGGUAUUCUGUGAGAGCAUGGUCCUCCCCGGUCGAGCCGACCCAUUCGUGCUACAACUAUACUAUAAAUAUAGCUGCAGCUUGGCUCUACCACGUAAAAAAAAAUUGUUAUGGCUAUCACAAAUAAUAAUGGCUAUUUCAAAUAAACAUAAAUCAAUGCAGACGAUGUCUAGAACAUUCUUCUCCCUUUGAUAGUCUCUUAACGAAAUAAUAUUAUGUAACAUUAUAUUAUUAAACAAUUGCAAGAUAUUUUAGAAAUCUAAAAAUCAAUUUACUACAAAUUUUAUAUUUAUUUUAGUUGCAAACAUAUUGGUUGGUUGGAGCUACAGAAAAGGCAAUACAAAAGAGACAUGUAGAUGGUGAAGAGCGUCCACUGUUCAGACGACCACGAAGAAGUCCGAGGCUAGCGGACUCUAGACAUCCUUCCUUAUCAGAGCUGAAGAACGAUGGUGGUUGGCCAGUUGGUGGCGUGCGACAGCGGCUGCACAGCGGGGGCGGCGCUGCGCGGCGCGCACUCGCUGGACGUGCUGGCGCCGCGCCGUGAGUCGCGCCGCGCGCUGCGUCGCGGACACACGUCGCGCUCGCUCGAUGCCGACGUCGCCGUCUCCACCGUGUCCGGCCCGCUCUUCAACGGCACCAUCAUCGGCAUCGUCACCGACGACCUACCCAAGACCGCCGAGGACAGCCCCCUUCUGCGCAAGUGCAGCCUCCACAACAAGCUCGACCGCCCCAAGCGCAAGGUGCACGACGCCAACUACAUCGAGUUCUACAAGAAGUGGCGCUCGCUCGAGAACAUCGCGGACGUCAAGAGCGACAUGCGCAAGAUGCCGCGCUUCGCGAUCCGCUCGUGGCUGCUGGGCAUCUUCAGCGGCACGCGCAGCAGCAGCUCGUCGCUGCGCCGCGCGCCGCCGCUGCUCGACCGCGAGUCUGCCGUCUGAACGCCUACUCUGUACCUUUUUUUAGUCGACCAAGCUAAUCAGACUAUUCAACGUGACGUCACUUGCGGCCGAAUCCGAUUGUAACAAUGAUCUGUGUCGUAAAAUGGACACUCGAUCGUUUCGUCUAUUUGGCUCGGUCGAGUAGUACGAUAUCCUUACUCCCCCUAAUUAUUUCCUUAGUGUUAUAACAAUACUGUGCAAUGGAACUUAUUUCUAAGUACUGUCGAUGAGUCAAACAUUAAAUUCACAAUUCCGAAGGAGUUUUCCCGUAGUAUCUAUUCUAUACACUCGAUUCAUUUAAAUGUAUAUUAGAUAUAUGUAUAUGAAAUGCUGUUGUAAAUAAUAUGUGUAAGUAAAACGAUGUUACCGUAAAUUGUGAAUUAAGAGUUUAAUGUUAUUAAAUAAUUUCUAUUG
Messenger RNA from Parnassius mnemosyne (clouded apollo), 2362 nucleotides. The record is from the annotation of a GenBank genome assembly. NCBI's taxonomy places the organism in Eukaryota, Metazoa, Arthropoda, Insecta, Lepidoptera, Papilionidae.